Molecule: messenger RNA, 1490 nt
Organism: Zophobas morio
Lineage: Eukaryota; Metazoa; Arthropoda; Insecta; Coleoptera; Tenebrionidae
Product: transmembrane and ubiquitin-like domain-containing protein 1
Exons: 5
Coding region: 230-1366 (378 amino acids)
Molecular function (GO): protein binding
Source: RefSeq, a predicted model, not a curated record
ACAGGAACCUGCGUCAUUCCGACAGGUGACAGUUCAGCAAAACAAUCAAAAAAUAUUUUUUUACACAAAAAACCGCAACCGAAGCUUCGUUUUCAGUUUCUAACUUAAAAAAACAACAUUCUAAUCGAAUCGCAAUAACUCGUGCCGUGUUACCACCGUGCCGUAUCCUUGAUCCUCCACAUUGACAAACCCAGUUGUCAGUUGUCAUUUUCGCUUAUUUUUGUUAAAUAUGACAUUGAUUGAAGGAAUAGGCGAUGAAGUGACACAAUUUUUUAUCGCUUUAUUGGUAGUCCUAGUCGUUUCAGUGUCCUUCGCUUGGUGGACCACCAGCAUCUCGGAACAGAGGCAUGUCCAGACCGUCUGGCUGCUGGACCGACGCCGCCACCGAGCCCACCGCCGCCUCACCAACCACACGCACGCCGUCACCAUAACCGAAGGUGCUCGAUCGGUCGUUUUUCUAACGCAAAAUUCGGCUGAGGGCACAACGACGGCGGCGCUCCAAGCUGACAGCCCCACGCUGGCGGCGGCGGCGAGCGCGAAGCCCCCAGAGGCCGGCACGAGCAGCUCGGACACGACGGAAAGGGGCGACGAGGAUGAGAGGACGAGGAUCGUGCAGGCGAUGGACGACGACGCCUGCGUCCUGAGGCAGCGCCGGUUGGCGUUCUACGAGAGAAGUGGUGACAGUGGUACUGAGAAUUCGGACACCAGUGAUAGCAAUCCAGUGGUAAUGGAGCACAAUUAUGCAGAAGCUGCCUCCAGUGCGGAGAGCAGGGAGGCGGCGAGUGACGCAAGCAAGGCUGCCAAAGAAGAGACUGAUAUCAGGAUCAAGCUCAAGUACAUUAACGAUGAUCUGAAGUUGGUAGAUGGGAAGCUGAAGGAACAGCUGGGGGAUUUCAAGAAGCGCCAUUUUCAGCCCGAGUUAUCUUCCAACAAGCUCGUCCGUUUGAUUUUCAACGGUCAGGUUUUGCAACAAGACAGCAAAACCCUGGAAGGUUGUGGACUUUUCGAUAAUUGCGUCGUCCACUGCCUCAUCCACCAGCGAAGAUCAACACCCGGAGAAGAAAAUUCCCCAGAUUCCAGAAACGAGCAACAGUCACAGUCAAAUCACAAUCGAAACACCAAUCAAAACAAUAACAAUAAUAACAACCAAGGCCGUGAUUGGGAUUUUGGUAAUUUUUUAUUUGCCAUUAUCAGUUUUACGCUGUUAUCGGCAUGGUACUUCAGGUAUGUGUAUGCCCAUUUAUAUACAGUUACGGCUACCGUAGGUCUCAUUUUGAUGACUGGAGUUUUUACCAUCGUCCUUUUUGGGUUUUAUUUUCCGGACCAUGAGCCGUUGCCUCCGACCGCGCCGCCGACUCAGACUUAAGUUUUUACAGUGAAUUUUUGUUCCUCAAGUAUGUAUAAUAAAUUUAAUUUAUAAAGUUCAUAUUUUCGCGUAAUUUGUUGUUGAUAAAUGGUUAUUUUAUUAAUAAAUAUUUGAUUCUUUCGUA